This is a messenger RNA of Rhodotorula graminis WP1, 402 nucleotides long. RefSeq lists its product as uncharacterized. Lineage: Eukaryota; Fungi; Basidiomycota; Microbotryomycetes; Sporidiobolales; Sporidiobolaceae. Gene Ontology annotation, biological process: mitochondrial electron transport, cytochrome c to oxygen. Gene Ontology annotation, cellular component: mitochondrial inner membrane. Gene Ontology annotation, molecular function: enzyme regulator activity. The transcript has 8 exons. The record is from RefSeq and is a predicted model, not a curated record. The coding region runs from base 1 to 402 and encodes 133 amino acids.
AUGUUCGCCGCGUUCCGCAACAUCGCCGCCCGCUCGGCCCGCCGCGCCUACUCGACCGCCGCCCCGGCUGGCGCCAGCGCCAACGAGUUCGAGGCCGGCCGCCAGGCCAUCGCCGACCACGCCAAGCACUCGGCAGAGCUCUGGCGCAAGAUCACCUACUACGUCGCCUUCCCGUCGAUCAUCAUCGGCCUCCUCAACGCCAAGGCCCUCGCCGACGAGCACGAGAAGCACCUCGAGCACAUCAAGGAGGACAACGGCGGCGAGCUCCCCGAGCGCAUCGUCUACCCCUGUGCGUCACGACUCUUUACCUCUUUGCGGCACUUCAACAAGCGCGAGAAGGACUUCCCGUGGGGCCCGAACACGCCCUUCUUCAACCCGCACGUCAACAUCGCCGUCGAGUAA